AUGAACGUUGAUGACGAUUUUACAGUUUACGGAGUCUUCGAUGGUCAUGGCUUGCAUGGCCACAACGUGUCCAAUUUCGUAAAGGAACAGUUGGUGAAGUUGAUUUUGGAGCACCCUAAGGAGUCCAUUCAGGAGGGGGCACAACUGGAUAAAGCCUUGAGGACGUGGUUCCCAGCGAUACAGGAUAAAUUAGAGCUGGCGACCAAGUCGGGUGAACUUGAUGCGUCUUGCAGUGGAAGCACAUCCACCCUUUGCGUCCACUGCCAUGAGACGGAUACCAUCACCGCGGCAUGGGUCGGGGACUCUAGGGCAGUGCUAGCGUACGGCUCGUCUCCUACGGUGGUGGAGAUGACCACGGACCAUCGCCCUGAGCGGCCACAGGAGAGGGCUAGGAUAGAAAAGACUGGGGGAAGGGUAGUUGGCUAUGACGGUCAUUGUUGCUACCGGGUUUAUGUGAGGGGUCACAGCUAUCCUGGUUUGAAUAUGUCUAGGGCCAUGGGGGAUCUAAUAGCGUACUAUAGAGCAGGAGUUAUACCUACUCCUGAUACUCGGAGGAAGCAGGUGGUGAGGGAUCCUGAGCGGAGUAGCCCCUCGGGGCUGUCGUAUGUGUCUAACAACUUCUCGUGGCACCCUGGAGACCCGUUCUUGCUCGUGUGCAGUGAUGGUGUGUGGGAGUUCAUAUCGUCUGAUGAGGCUGUUAGCCUAGUGAGCAUGAUCCUUACUAGUAGUAGCCAGGCUCAGGAAGCUGCGGAGUUCCUCGCUAAGAAGGCGUGUAGGAGAUGGCUAGACCAAGGGGGAGGUGUUGUAAUUGACGACAUCACUGUCAUUGUGUCGUGCCUUAUGCCUCAUCCCCGAUCGCCUCGAUCUCCUCAGUAUUAUUAG
Messenger RNA from Perkinsus marinus ATCC 50983, 882 nucleotides. Its product is annotated as serine/threonine protein phosphatase 2C, putative. The record is from RefSeq and is a predicted model, not a curated record. The transcript is spliced from 5 exons. Lineage: Eukaryota; Perkinsozoa; Perkinsida; Perkinsidae. Gene Ontology annotation, molecular function: cation binding; protein serine/threonine phosphatase activity. Bases 1 to 882 code for a protein of 293 amino acids. Gene Ontology annotation, biological process: protein dephosphorylation.